GAGCGAGCUUGGAGCUGCCUCACCACCUCCUCCUCCUCCUGGCCAAACAAAAAGGGGACGGCAGCAGGCAGGCAGGCGGGCGAUGGGGGAUCCCGGGCUUGCAAAAUAGCAGGCGGGAGGAGAUGUUGUGCCCCCCCCCAGCCGGGGCUCCUUUGCAGAUUCCAGCUCGCCCCGUGGUGGGGGAGAGAGGCGAGAGCCCCCUUUGCCAGCAGCACGCCAGGAUCGAGUCUCUAACUCAAAGCGGCCGGUAACAUGCAUGUAUCACUAGCUGAAGCCCUGGAGGUUCGGGGAGGACCACUGCAUGAAGAAGAAAUAUGGGCUGUAUUGAAUCAAAGUGCCGAAAGCCUUCAAGAACUGUUCCGUAAAGCUGACCCCGCUGCACUGGGCUUCAUCAUUUCUCCCUGGUCUCUGCUGCUGCUUCCAUCUGGAAGUGUAUCGUUUACAGAUGAAAAUGUUUCCAGCCAAGAUCUCCGAGCAUUUACAGCACCAGAAGUGCUCCAGAAUCAGCCACUUUCCUCUCUCUCUGAUGUUGAAAAGAUCCAUGUUUAUUCUCUUGGGAUGACACUUUAUUGGGGAGCCGACUAUGAAGUUCCACAAAGCCAACCUAUCCAACUCGGAGACCAUUUAAACAGCAUACUGCUCGGCAUGUGCGAAGAUGUCGUCUACGCCCGCUUGUCUGCCCGAACUGUUCUGGAUGCUUGCAGCGCUCACGUACGGAAUAGUAACUGCUCACCUUCCUUCUCAUAUGUGAAGCAGUUGGUGAAACUGGUUCUGGGAAGUUUGUCUGGGGUGGAUCAGCUUUCCUGCGUUGGGGACAGAAAGCUGCAGACUGAUAGGAGCCAGGCCAUCCGGGAGAGGCUGAGAGGAAGAGGUCUUCCCACAGGAAGAAGUUCAGCAGUUGAUGCUCCAGACAUUCACAAGAGGCAGGUCUCUCAACUGGCCACAUUUAACAAAGGGCUUAGCAAAUCGAUGGGGGUUUUGUCCAUCAGAGGCUCACAAGAUGAAGAAGAAUUUUGCCAAGGCCUUUCCUCCAAUUACCACUCUGGUCACGAAGAUGCCACAAAUACUUGCUGCCCAUAUCGGUGUAGAGCUGCAGACUUGGAGAGGAAAGGUAACGGAGCCGACACCCGUCCCAAACGAAAAGUUUGGGCUUCCUCCUCAGACUUGCUGUCCACGACUGACUCAGUGAUUGAGAGAGACCAUGUUGGGAAUUCUCACAGGCGGCCCUACCAUCACGCAGAGACGGUUGCGGCACGGACUUCAGCAGCUGCUAGAAGCAGAGAGGGAAGAUAUUCCGAUGGGAACAUAGCCCUUGAUCUCUUUGGUCCUCAAAAACUAGAUCAGGUGCGCCACGUGCAAGAGUUUUCAACAUCUGUGGCCAUUUCAAGUGCCUUUGACAGGAUCCGAGAGAGGCAGAAAAAACUGCAGCAGCUGAGACAAGCCAUGGAUGCCGAAGAACAUGGACGAAGAUACAGAUCUUACCACAAUGACAUAUACAGUACAGACAGUGAAAGCCCGUCCUUCAUUUCUUCUGACGCAGAUUUUAGACAAGUGAAAAGAAUGGAAGGUUUAAAGAGAGAUGACUCCAGCGGCCCAAGUUCCGAUGAUGUUUCUCCAUCGAAUCAAAUCCAGGGACAAAGAUCAAGUAACAGGCAAUAUGAAGCAUCUCUUGACGGCAGCCUGGUAAGCCAAGAAGUAAUGCUCAAGCGGCAGGAAGAGGAGAUGAUGCAGCUGCAGGCGAAAAGAGCCCUCCGGCAGUCUCGGCUAAGCCUCUAUCCCGGAGACAUGGUGAAGACGCCCAUUCUGGAUAUGUCCAGAGAUCCCCUGAGAGAAAUUGCAUUGGAAACAGCCAUGACCCAAAGGAAACUAAGGAAUUUCUUUGGUCCUGAAUUUGUGAAAACAACCAUUGAGCCAUUCACCUCCCUAGACCUGCCAAAGUCGAUUUUGAACAAGAAAGGGAAGAGUGAAGAGAGCCGUCGGAAAGUAAACAUCUUGCUCCUAACUGGGCAGAGGCUGGAGAUGACCUGCGACACCAAGACGAUAUGCAAGGAUGUGUUUGAUAUGGUGGUGGCCCACAUUGGUUUAGUGGAACACCACUUGUUUGGCUUGGCUACCUUAAAAGAAAAUGAAUUUUUUUUCGUCGACCCAGAAUUAAAACUAACAAAAGUAGCUCCUGAGGGAUGGAAAGAAGAGCCAAAGAAAAAGAGCAAGAACACGAUCAACUUCUCCUUGUUCUUCCGCAUUAAGUUCUUUGUGGAUGAUAGCAGCUUGAUACAGCAUACUCUGACAUGUCAUCAGUAUUAUCUGCAGUUAAGGAAAGAUCUCCUGGAAGAGAGGAUGCACUGUGAUGAUGAAACGGCCUUAUUGCUAGCGUCGUUGGCUCUCCAGGCUGAGUAUGGCGAUUACCAAGCAGAGGUGCAUGGCCUGUCUUAUUUCAGACUGGAGCACUACCUACCACCUAGAGUGAUGGAGAACCUGGACCUCUCUCAUGUCAAAGAAGAAUUGCCGAAACUGCAUAGCUCUUACAUCGGAGCUUCUGAAAAAGAAGCUGAGCUGGAAUUUCUGAAGAAGAGGAAAGUCACUCUGCAGAACACAUCUGAUGGAAUAAAGCAUGCGUUCCAAACCGACACGAGCAAGACCUGUCAGUACUUGCUGCAGCUGUGCUCUUCGCAACAUAAAUUCCAGCUACAGAUGAGAGCCAGGCAAAGUAACCAGGAUACUCAAGAGAUUGAGAAAGCCAGCUUUAGGAGCCUCAACCUCCACACGGACUCUGUGAAAGGGUUUAACAUGGGCCGGGCCAUCAGCACAGGCAGCCUGGCCAGCAACACACUGAGCCGCCUGGCCGUCCGGCCACUGUCGGUUCAAGCAGAGAUCCUGAAGAGACUGUCCUGCUCCGAGUUGUCCCUCUUCCAGCCCCUCCAGGGUUCCUCCAAAGACAAGAACGAGAAGCAGUCAUGGGAAGAGAGACCCAAGAUCAUGAGCAAAUCCUUCCACGAUCUGAGCCAGAGUCAGAUCUCGGUCAGCCCUUUUCGGAAAAACGUCAUUGGGGCCGCAGACUCUUCUUCGCGGAGGAUGGAAGAAUUGAUGGGGAAGCUCUUCCAACCGGUGCCAAAACCUGAUGUCGAAUCAGUAUCUGGAGCAGCAAAGCUAAAUAAUUUACAGUCUCAUGCAGGUUUAAAUGCCAGCCUAGAAAGAAAGAAAAAUGAAUCAGACUCAUCCUCCACCGAAGAUACUGGCCAAGCCUAUGUUCUAGAUGUUGUACAAACAAAACAGAAUGUGAUUUCAUUGCCAGAGAGGGAGAUCAAUUUGGUAAAGUUAAAAAAAGAUGAAAAGUACGGCUUAGGGUUCCAGAUCACUGGUGGGGAGAAGACUGGAAAACUCGAUCUUGGAAUUUUUAUUCGUUCCAUAACACCUGGAGGACCAGCUGAUCUGCAGGGGUCAUUGAAACCAGGAGAUCGCCUGAUAUCGGUGAACAGCAUGAGCCUGGAAGGAGUCAGCCACCCCACGGCGCUUGAAAUUCUUGAGAGGGCGCCCAGCGAUGUGACCCUUGUCAUUUCCCAGCCUAAAGAGAGACCUGCCAAAGAAUUACUGAGUCUCUUCAGUGGUUCGAGAGACUAUUUAAAGGGGCCUUCAUGGACGCAGGACAAUGAGGCGGAGUCAUCUUCUGAGGAGCACAGCAGGCCUCCCUGCCACCAGAGGCCCUCUUCUGGGAGUCCACCGGGCCUUCGCUCAGGAAAACGGGACGGGAGCCUGAGCUCUCAGGAUUCCAGGACAGAGAGCGCCACCCUGUCCCAAAGUCAGCCCAACAGUGUAUUUGGCAACCACGUCAACGACAGGGUGCAGCAGGAACUGCAGCACUGCCACAACUCCCAGCUUGUCUUUUCCGGUUGCAACGAGAAGAACAGGACCUCCUCUGAGACGAACCAGGCAAAAACUAACCGGGCCGGAAUUUCGGUGGAGAAUGCGGAGUAUUCUGACCGAGGGGAUUCUGAUAUGGAUGAAGCGACUUACUCCAGCAGCCAGGAGCAGAUGCCGGCUAAAAAGGAGCCUUAUUCCAUGAAUUCGGCCAGUUCAGUGAAUUCUAAAAAACUUCCUGCACCGCUGCUUAAACCAGGAGAUGUCUUUGAGGUUGAACUAGUCAAAAACGAGAACGGCUUGGGAAUAAGUGUCACGGGGGGUGUCAACACCAACGUGAGACACGGAGGCCUGUAUGUGAAGGCUGUUAUUCCUAAGGGAGCGGCAGAAGCCGAUGGGAGGAUUCAAAAAGGUGACCGAGUUCUGUCUGUCAAUGGUGUUUCUUUGGAAGGAGCUACCCAUAAACAAGCUGUGGAAAUCCUGAGGAAUACUGGACAGGAGGUCCACCUUGUAUUGGAAAAAGGGCAGCUUCCAGCUGCCAAAGCCCAUGCUCCGGUGACUUCACAGGGCACACCUCCAGUCCAGUCCAGUCAAGGUGUCACUCCGGAGAGACCUAUAAAGAAGAUUUUAGGUGCCAGAGACUAUAACUUUGUCACUGAUGACAACACCUUUGAGGUGAAGCUAAUGAAAAAUAGUUCCGGCCUGGGCUUCAGUUUUUGCCGUGAAGACAGUGUUUCUCCAGAACAGCCAGGCUCCAGCAUAGUCAGGGUCAAAAAACUCUUCCCCGGGCAACCCGCAGCAGAAAGCGGGCAGAUUGAAGUCGGGGACGUCAUCCUGAAAGUGAAUGGUGCUUCAUUGAAAGGACUGUCCCAACAGGAAGUCAUCUCGGCUCUCAGGGGAACAUCCCCCGAAGUGACCCUUCUCCUCUGCAGGCCUCUCCCUGGAAUCCUGCCAGAAAUUGACCCUUCUUUAUUGACACCAAUCCAUUCCCCACCACAGGUUUUCCCAGAUACCAGUAAAUGUAACUCCCAGUCCUUGAAUGGAGAACAGGAUGACAGUUCAGAUGAAAAUGAAGCCACUGAGCAGGGCAAGAAACGGAUCAAGUCCCCUGCUAGGAGAGACAGCUACAGCGAUAGCAGCGGGAGUGGAGGGGAAGAGCCUGCCGCAAGCACAGCCCAGAUCGCAAGCACCAGGUGGACCUCUGCUCUGUACCAGACUCCAGGCAAAUCCACAGCUCAAGCACAUAGCUCUUACCAGACGCCCUGCAGUCAGGAGGAGGCUAUUCGCACAAUAUAUUACUCCCCUCACGAGUUGUCUAGGAAACUAGAACUCGAGGAAGGUAGCCCUCCAUCUUCUCUCCUGCUGGAUUUGCCGCUGAUACCAAACUGCAGAACCGUCACACCCGGCUCAACGGACGAAAACUACGCUGCUUCCAUCUCAGAGUUCACAGCUCCCCAAGGAGGGCUGGCAUCGCUUCUCAACCAACUUGAAAAAAAUGCUGACGAAUACGAACCGGAGGUGGAGCUCAAUGUGACCCUGACAAAAUCGGAAAAGGGUAGCCUUGGUUUCACAGUGACCAAAGGCCACGACAGUGUUGGCUGCUACAUCCACGAUGUUCUUCAGGACCCUGCCAAAAGUGACGGGCGGUUACGACCCGGAGAUCGCCUCAUCAAGGUUAAUGACACAGAUGUCACAAACAUGACCCACACAGAUGCUGUCAGUUUUCUUCGAUCAGCCCCAAAGACAGUCAGGCUGGUGCUUGGACGUGUUCUGGAGUUACCCAAGAUACCCGUGUUGCCGCACAUGCUGCCUGACAUUAGCCUGACGUGCCAUAAAGAAGAACUGGGUAUCUCUCUCGCAGGCGGUCAUGAUAGCCUUUAUCAAGUGGUCUAUAUUAGUGAUAUCAGUCCAAAGUCUGCUGCGGCCAUGGAAGGAACUCUCCACACGUUAGACAUCAUCCAUUACAUUAAUGGGAUCAGCACUCAGGGAAUGUCUUUGAAAGAAGCCAGCAGGACACUGGAGAUGUCACUUCCAGUGGUGGUACUGAAGGCAACGAGAGAUGCUCAUCCAGUGUUUCCAAAGAAUAAAAGCACAAUGAACUCAAGUCCGAAGUCAAUCAAACCUAAUGGUCAUCUCAUAGGUGAGCCUUAUGGCAGAGCAGAAGCAGGGCAUGAUGCGCAUGCGCCCAAGGUUAAUGGUGACCUGAACAAUAGUCACCAGAAAAAAGGGCCAGGGAAUGUCACCGUAUCUAAAGAGACAUCCCCGAGUGAUGCUAUUGGUCUGGCCCCGGAUUUUUCCAGCUACAAUAACAACUCUGCAGAAGUCCAAGAUGAUGAUGAUUCUUAUGAUGAGGAAGAUCACAACGAUGUCAUUCAGUACCUUUUGGAUGUUGUAGAUGAAGAAGCCCAGAACUUGUUAAACCGGAGCAAUGCCAUAUCUGGGAAUCAUCUGCCAGAGGCAAACGGGAAACUUACAGAAGAGAAAUCAGAAGACACAGACUGUGAUGGAUCAUCUUUGCCCGAAGACUUUCCAGAGCCACCGCCGAUGAACGGCUGUGAAGAUCAUUGUAAUGACAGAGGGAUUUCUGAAAG
Molecule: messenger RNA, 6446 nt
Organism: Gekko japonicus
Lineage: Eukaryota; Metazoa; Chordata; Lepidosauria; Squamata; Gekkonidae
Gene: PTPN13
Product: protein tyrosine phosphatase, non-receptor type 13
Exons: 40
Biological process (GO): peptidyl-tyrosine dephosphorylation
Cellular component (GO): cytoplasm; cytoskeleton; nucleus
Molecular function (GO): protein tyrosine phosphatase activity; phosphatidylinositol 3-kinase regulatory subunit binding
Source: RefSeq, a predicted model, not a curated record